CAACACUUUUUAAGAUAGCUAGGGUUAUCAUCUUUCAGUUUCAGUUUGAGGGAGAAGACAGACGAUCGAGGAGGUUACAGCAGCUAGCGUCCGAGCUCAACCACAACCUCCGCCACCAUGGGUCGUAUGCACAGCCGCGGUAAGGGUAUCUCAUCUUCAGCUCUUCCUUACAAGAGGACUCCUCCGAGUUGGCUCAAGAUCUCCGCUCAAGAUGUGGAUGAGAGCAUUUGUAAGCAUGCCAAGAGGGGCAUGACACCAUCGCAGAUUGGUGUUAUUCUGCGAGAUUCACAUGGAAUUGCUCAGGUGAAGAGUGUCACUGGCAGCAAAAUCCUGCGUAUCCUCAAGGCUCAUGGGCUUGCUCCCGAGAUUCCAGAGGAUCUCUACCACCUCAUUAAGAAGGCUGUUGCAAUCAGGAAGCACUUGGAGAGGAAUAGAAAGGACAAGGAUUCCAAGUUCCGUCUCAUUUUGGUUGAGAGCAGGAUCCACCGCCUUGCCCGUUACUACAAGAAGACCAAGAAGCUCCCCCCAGUUUGGAAAUACGAGUCAACCACUGCCAGCACCCUUGUGGCAUAGGCUAGAGAGCAGAAGUUCCUAAAUGACAAGAAGGAAGGGACAGGAGAUAGUAGUUUUAUCCAAGGGAAACCUUUGUUAAACUAAAUUUUGUGAUUUUGACAUGAUUAUUUUUGCUUGGAAAUGAUGGAUUAUUAUUAUUAUUACUCCGUAUUAUACAGUACAAGAGUGUCUCUUCAUGUUAUGCUCCUUUUAAUUUUAUUUCCAUUUUAGAUACUUAAUGUUUGGUCCA
Ipomoea nil (Japanese morning glory) is the source of this 802-nucleotide messenger RNA. RefSeq names its product 40S ribosomal protein S13-like. Gene Ontology annotation, biological process: translation. NCBI's taxonomy places the organism in Eukaryota, Viridiplantae, Streptophyta, Magnoliopsida, Solanales, Convolvulaceae. The record is from RefSeq and is a predicted model, not a curated record. Gene Ontology annotation, molecular function: small ribosomal subunit rRNA binding; structural constituent of ribosome. Gene Ontology annotation, cellular component: nucleolus; ribosome; cytosolic small ribosomal subunit. The transcript is spliced from 5 exons. Bases 118 to 573 code for a protein of 151 amino acids.